UUGCAUUGGUCACUGCUGCACCACCGAGCUAUACACGUAUGUAUCACUAUUUUCCAGCACAUUUGACAGCGCACCCGUUUUGUUUUUAUCCACAACCCCCACCACCACCAAUACCACCACCACCGAUGACACAAUUGCCAUCACCACCGACGCUCAAACAAUUGGGCAACUCGCUGACAUCAAUGACACAAGCACAUAUCGCACAGACAUUACGGUAUCCAGGUUUAUUCAUACGGCCAGAUGAGACCAAUCUUUACACCACACUGGAGCCAACACUAAGUAGUAAUCCGAACGUGUACUUUCAACGAGGUGGAGCAGUACAUCCAGGCAUGAUGUACUAAAGCGAAGAACACAACGAAAAAAAUAAUUACAACAUCUGCAAUCGA
This is a messenger RNA of Teleopsis dalmanni, 386 nucleotides long. RefSeq lists its product as uncharacterized. NCBI's taxonomy places the organism in Eukaryota, Metazoa, Arthropoda, Insecta, Diptera, Diopsidae. Bases 39 to 341 code for a protein of 100 amino acids. The record is from RefSeq and is a predicted model, not a curated record. The transcript has 2 exons.